Molecule: messenger RNA, 4893 nt
Organism: Cotesia congregata
Lineage: Eukaryota; Metazoa; Arthropoda; Insecta; Hymenoptera; Braconidae
Source: the annotation of a GenBank genome assembly
AUGUCGCAGCUACUGCCCAUAAGGUUUCAGGAACAUCUUCAGCUUACGGCGGUAGGAAUAAACGCCAACAAUGUCAGCUUCAAUACACUCACUAUGGAGUCUGAUAAAUUUAUCUGCGUGCGUGAAAAAGUUGGCGAUACAUCACAAGUUGUUAUUGUCGAUUUAAAUGACACUGCUAAUCCAAUCAGGAGGCCGAUUUCCGCGGAUUCUGCGAUUAUGAAUCCGGCUAGUAAAGUUAUUGCUUUGAAAGCUCAAAAAACCUUGCAAAUUUUCAACAUCGAGAUGAAAUCAAAGAUGAAAGCCCAUACAAUGACAGAAGACGUAGUAUUCUGGAAAUGGAUAUCUCUAAACACCCUGGCUCUAGUAACAGAUCAAUCAGUAUACCACUGGUCAAUGGAGGGUGACUCGACACCAACAAGAGUAUUCGAUCGGCAUGCAUCAUUAAACGGCUGUCAAAUAAUAAACUACCGUACAGACCCAAAGCAAACCUGGUUGCUGUUAAUCGGUAUCUCUGCCCAACAUAAUCGCGUAGUGGGUGCGAUGCAUUUAUACUCCGUAGAACGCAAGUGCUCGCAGCCGAUAGAAGGCCACGCUGCCUCCUUCGCGCAGUUCAAGAUGGAGGGCAACGCCGAGCCUAGUAAUCUAUUUUGCUUCGCCGUAAGGACGACCCAAGGGGCGAAACUUCACAUCAUAGAAGUAGGUCAACCACCAGCUGGCAAUGCUCCAUUCCCAAAAAAAGCCGUGGAUGUUUUCUUUCCAGCCGAGGCUAGUAACGAUUUUCCGGUGGCGAUGCAAGUCAGCUCCAAGUACGACGUUAUCUAUCUCAUCACCAAGUACGGAUACAUCCACAUGUAUGACAUUGAGUCUGCUACCUGUAUAUUCAUGAACCGCAUCUCCGGAGAGACAAUUUUCGUGACCGCGCCUCAUGAGGCUUCAGGAGGAAUAAUUGGAGUUAACCGCAAAGGUCAAGUCCUCUCGGUUUCUGUUGAAGAAGAAAACAUAAUCCCGUACAUAAACGGCGUUCUUCAGAACCCAGAACUGGCUCUGAGGAUGGCAGUAAGGAACAAUUUAUCCGGCGCAGAAGAUUUAUUCGUUCGGAAAUUCAACAUGCUGUUCCAGAACGGACAGUACGCAGAGGCUGCUAAAGUUGCCGCCAAUGCACCCAAGGGAAUUCUCCGUACUCCCGCUACUAUUCAGCGCUUUCAACAGGUUCCCACGACACAAGGCCUGACAUCUCCCUUGCUCCAGUACUUUGGUAUCUUGUUAGACCAAGGACAGCUUAAUAAAUUCGAAUCUCUGGAGUUGUGUCGUCCAGUUUUGGUCCAGGGCCGCAAACAAUUGCUGGAAAAGUGGCUGAAGGAAGACAAGCUCGAGUGCAGCGAAGAGCUCGGGGAUUUGGUUAAACAAGCUGACCCAACCCUUGCUCUAAGCGUAUAUUUGCGAGCAAAUGUACCCAAUAAAGUUAUUCAAUGUUUCGCCGAGACUGGCCAGUUCCAAAAGAUUGUUCUUUACGCUAAGAAGGUGUCUUAUACUCCGGAUUACAUUUUCCUGCUGAGAAACGUCAUGAGAAUAAACCCAGACCAGGGUGUGGCGUUCGCGCAAAUGCUUGUACAAGAUGAUGAACCCUUAGCGGACAUCAAUCAGAUUGUUGACAUAUUUAUGGAGCAGAAUAUGGUGCAACAGUGUACAGCCUUUUUGCUGGACGCCUUGAAGAAUAACAGACCGAGCGAAGGAGCUCUUCAGACAAGACUACUCGAGAUGAACUUGAUGUCUGCACCUCAAGUUGCUGACGCUAUUCUGGGCAAUCAAAUGUUCACGCACUACGACCGCGCACAUGUUGCUCAACUCUGUGAAAAAGCAGGACUUUUGCAACGUGCUUUAGAACAUUAUACCGAUUUGUAUGACAUAAAACGCGCUGUUGUACACACGCAUUUGCUUUCUGCAGACUGGCUUGUGGGAUUCUUCGGAACUCUGUCAGUUGAAGACUCUCUAGAGUGUCUCAAGGCUAUGAUGACUGCGAAUAUCAGACAGAAUUUGCAAAUUUGUGUCCAGAUUGCUACUAAGUAUCACGAGCAGUUGACUACUAAAGCGCUGAUUGACUUGUUUGAAAGUUUCAAGUCCUACGAAGGGCUGUUUUAUUUCUUGGGAUCGAUUGUUAACUUCAGCCAAGAUCAGGAGGUUCAUUUCAAGUACAUACAGGCGGCCUGUAAAAUUGGACAGAUUAAAGAAGUCGAGCGUAUUUGUCGGGAGAGUCAUUGCUACAAUGCCGAACGCGUUAAAAAUUUCUUGAAAGAGGCCAAGUUAUCUGAUCAAUUACCGCUCAUAAUUGUCUGCGAUCGAUUUGACUUUGUGCACGACCUUGUUCUCUACCUUUAUCGUAACAACUUGCAGAAAUACAUUGAAAUUUAUGUACAAAAGGUUUUUGUUAUCGGAGGACUUCUAGACGUCGAUUGCUCAGAAGACAUAAUAAAGAACCUGAUCCUGGUAGUCCGUGGUCAAUUUUCCACCGACGAGCUCGUUGAAGAAGUAGAGAAGCGUAAUCGCCUGAAGCUUCUCCUCCCCUGGUUGGAAUCCCGCGUCCACGAAGGCUGUAUCGAGCCGGCGACCCACAACGCCCUCGCUAAAAUCUACAUUGACAGUAACAACAACCCCGAGAGGUUCCUGAAAGAAAACCAAUUCUACGACAGCCGUGUCGUUGGUAAAUACUGCGAGAAACGUGACCCACACUUGGCAUGCAUCGCCUACGAGCGUGGUCAAUGCGACCGUGAAUUGAUCAGCGUGUGUAACGAAAACAGUCUGUUCAAGAGCGAGGCCAGAUACUUGGUUCGCCGCAGAAAUCCUGACCUGUGGGCAGAAGUACUGCUCGAAAGCAAUCCCUACAAGCGUCCAUUGAUCGACCAGGUAGUCCAGACCGCACUUUCAGAAACUCAAGACCCCGAAGACAUUUCAGUGACUGUAAAAGCUUUCAUGACUGCAGAUCUGCCCAACGAGCUUAUAGAAAUUCUUGAGAAAAUAAUCCUAGACAGUAGCAUCUUCAGCGACCACCGUAAUCUCCAGAAUCUUUUAAUUUUAACAGCAAUUAAGGUUGACCGUACUCGUGUAAUGGAGUACAUAAACCGUCUUGACAAUUACGACGCUCCUGAUAUCGCAAAGAUUGCAAUAACCAGUAAGCUGUACGAAGAAGCUUUUGCAAUCUUCAAGAAGUUCGAUGUCAACACCUCGGCUAUCCAAGUAUUAAUUGAACAAGUUGGUAAUCUAGACCGUGCUUAUGAAUUCGCAGAGAGAUGCAAUGAGCCGGCAGUAUGGUCUCAGCUCGCGCAAGCCCAAUUGCAGCAGGAGCUUGUGAAAGAGGCUAUAGACAGUUUUAUAAAAGCUGAUGAUCCUUCAGCUUAUGUUGAUGUUGUAGAAACAGCUCACCGUACCUCUCAUUGGGAGGAUCUCGUCCGGUAUCUCCAAAUGGCCCGGAAAAAAGCACGCGAGUCCUUUAUCGAGAGCGAGUUAAUUUAUGCUUACGCACGUACUAACCGACUUGCUGACCUCGAGGAAUUUAUAUCUGGACCUAACCACGCAGACAUACAAAAAAUAGGAGACAGGUGCUUCGAGGAUAAAAUGUACGACGCUGCUAAAUUGCUGUACAACAAUGUCUCUAAUUUUGCUAGGUUGGCUAUCACACUGGUACAUCUAAAAGAGUUCCAGGGGGCUGUUGACUCUGCACGCAAGGCUAAUUCAACCCGUACGUGGAAGGAAGUAUGCUUCGCUUGUGUUGACAGCGGAGAAUUCCGCUUAGCGCAAAUGUGUGGCCUCCAUAUUGUCGUCCACGCUGAUGAGCUUGAAGAUUUGAUAAAUUACUAUCAAGAUCGCGGUCACUUUGAGGAAUUAAUAAACCUGUUGGAGGCGGCUUUGGGUCUUGAGAGAGCACACAUGGGAAUGUUUACCGAACUUGCUAUUCUUUACAGCAAAUACAAGCCCCAGAGAAUGCGCGAACACUUGGAAUUAUUCUGGUCCCGGGUUAAUAUUCCGAAGGUACUCAGAGCUGCUGAGUCCGCUCAUUUGUGGGCAGAGCUCGUUUUUCUCUAUGACAAGUAUGAAGAGUAUGACAAUGCGGUCCUUGCUAUGAUGCAACAUCCCACUGAAGCGUGGAGAGAGGGUCACUUUAAGGAUGUAAUUACUAAGGUAGCUAAUGUUGAGCUCUAUUACAAGGCUAUUCAGUUCUAUCUUGACUACAAGCCUUUGCUGUUGAAUGACAUACUGCUGGUGUUGUCACCAAGGAUGGAUCACACAAGGGCUGUUGGUCAUUUCACACGAACUGGACACUUGCAACUGGUCAAACCGUACUUGAGAUCUGUACAGGCGCUCAAUAACAAAGCUAUUAAUGAAGCAUUAAAUGGAUUACUCAUUGAUGAAGAAGAUUACCAGGGUCUUAGGACGUCAAUAGAUGCUUUUGAUAACUUUGAUAAUAUUGCACUUGCUCAACAGCUCGAAAAGCAUGAGCUUAUUGAGUUUAGGAGGAUUGCUGCCUAUCUUUACAAAGAAAGAGGAUCUAAAGAUUGUUUCGCUGCUUGCCUAUUUUACUGUUACGAUCUUCUCCAUCCUGAUGUUAUUUUAGAACUCGCGUGGAAACACCGUAUCAUCCCCUUCGCAAUGCCCUAUCUUAUUCAAGUUAUGCGUGAAUACAUAACUAAAGUUGACAAAUUAGAAGAGGCUGAAAGCAGACGCGCAGAAGAAACCAGCCACGAAGAACACAAGCCCAUGAUUAUGCCGGAGCCACAAUUGAUGCUAACAGCCGGUCCAGGAAUGAUGGCUCCAGGUUACGCGCCUCAAGCCGUUUAUACUCCAGCUCCCGGUGUGUACGCACCAGCAGCAGCGGCGGCUUACCAAGGCUAUGGUAUGUGA